Molecule: messenger RNA, 908 nt
Organism: Amaranthus tricolor (Joseph's coat)
Lineage: Eukaryota; Viridiplantae; Streptophyta; Magnoliopsida; Caryophyllales; Amaranthaceae
Product: photosystem I reaction center subunit II, chloroplastic-like
Exons: 2
Coding region: 141-752 (203 amino acids)
Biological process (GO): photosynthesis
Cellular component (GO): photosystem I; photosystem I reaction center
Source: RefSeq, a predicted model, not a curated record
CAACUCAAGGAAAUCUUCAUUCAAGCCCCAUACCAUACACAUAACAUAAUACUCCCAACUAUCAAUCUUCAUCCACCUCUUACCAUUUCUGAGUUCUUCAUAAUCACCCAUCCAAAAACACCACUAAUCAAUUAAUUAAAAUGGCUAUGGCUACACAAGCUUCACUAUUUACCCCAUCUUCUUUGGCCUCUGGGCUCGUCUCCCUGAAAUCAUCAUCAUCAUCAUCAAGUGUUUCAUUGUCUUCAAAAUCAUCGUCUCGCUUAACCAUCAGGGCUGCAGCAGCAGAAGGGAAAGCGGCCGAGACGAAAGAGGCACCAGCUGGUUUCACUCCCCCGACUUUGGAUCCUAACACUCCUUCUCCCAUCUUUGCUGGCAGCACAGGUGGUCUAUUGAGGAAGGCACAAGUAGAGGAAUUUUAUGUGAUAACAUGGGAAUCACCAAAAGAGCAAAUCUUUGAGAUGCCAACAGGAGGAGCAGCCAUCAUGAGGGAAGGUCCUAACUUGCUUAAGUUGGCUCGUAAAGAGCAGUGUUUGGCUCUUGGAACCAGACUUAGAUCAAAAUACAAGAUUAAGUACCAAUUUUACAGGGUGUUUCCCAAUGGAGAGGUCCAAUAUUUGCACCCUAAAGAUGGUGUUUACCCAGAAAAGGUUAACCCUGGUAGACAAGGCGUUGGUCAAAACAUGAGGUCUAUUGGUAAGAAUGUUAGUCCCAUUGAGGUUAAAUUCACCGGAAAGCAACCUUAUGACUUGUAAAUCGUUAUUUGUGAUUAUGUAGUAUUGGUUGUCAUUGCCUUGGAACAUAUUAUUUGACAUUAUAUCAUUGUACCCUAAUUUGUUUCUUGUUCUUUCUUUUCAAUGUGGAAAAUUACAAUUACAUCAGAUAAAAAGAUACAUUUUAUCGAUAUAGGA